AUGAUUGAGUACGUCUUCAGAACAAUGCUGAAAUUUGUCAAGAAGAAGACAACAUCGACGACGAGUCCAUCACCAGCGCCGCCUAUUGAGAUUUCAAGACCCAGUAAUUUAAUUGUAUCAAAACACAAAUUGGUUCGGACAGAAGGAGAUUUCAUUCUAGUCGUGGAAGAUGAUAAAGUGGUCGGAAUCUUGGAUAAACGAGAUUUGGAAUUGGCUGUGGUCCCUACAGUCCAAGCUCCACCACGUCCUGUAUCCAGCACGUUAUCGUCCACAUCCAGCACUUCUUCUCCUCAAAGUCCCCCAUAUCUAGUUCCCACAAGUUCAAAUCGUUCCGCUUCAGAAGUCGACUUUCCUACACUAUCAUCUCCAGUUGGCAUUUCUCCAAGUAAAUACAAAACUCUUCCAGCUGGUUUCUCAGCUAAACAGCAGUCUCCACUUUUCAAUUGGCAGUUUAGUCAAGGAUCUUUCGGUCUAGACUCAUCAACUUCAUCAAAUUACAAGUCUACAAGUGUUGAGCAACUAUUUUCUCCGCCAAUUCCAACUCGUAAUCGAUCAGAAUCUACACUUCAACCUCAAGGAAGUCAGAAAUACGAUACGAUUACAUUUGCUCCAGCAGUACAGUUGCCUUCAAACUCUGCAUCUGCUCAAUGCAAUGUUGAAAUACAUUUGGGAGAUGAUCGGUCUCUUCCACCACCUCCUAGCCGAGCUCCACCGGUCCCGUUGAGCUACUCUCCAUGUCUUUCUGCAGUAGUUCAUCCUGACGAACAACUAGAUUUCACAGAAGUGCAAUCAGUUUCCGUCGAAGAUCGCGAAUUAGCAGCGAUGUCAUAUGAAGAGGUUAGAAAAACUGCUGAAGAUAUUGAGUCAUAUAUACAAGGACAAAUUCAAGAGAAGUGGUGUCAUGACAGAGCACAAACUGAAAAAUGGAUUGAAAACAUUGCCGGGAGAGUAGCCAAAACUGAAACGAUCAACACGAUAAAAAUGGAAAUGGGCAGUAGGAAACGUCCAUCUCUUUCGCAAGUAUUCGACCAAAGCAAAUCGUCGUGUCCCUCUAUUGCUCCGUCUGAUCCGGAGCCUCACAAUGAUUACGAAAGAUUGUACUUAUCCAGGGAAAAGUUGCCCACUGAACGUCGAAAUAGUACAGAGUCUGAAAGUGGAGAUAUCGAAGACAUUCGUUUCUGA
Molecule: messenger RNA, 1182 nt
Organism: Caenorhabditis briggsae
Lineage: Eukaryota; Metazoa; Nematoda; Chromadorea; Rhabditida; Rhabditidae
Exons: 5
Coding region: 1-1182 (393 amino acids)
Source: RefSeq, a predicted model, not a curated record